This is a messenger RNA of Nerophis lumbriciformis (worm pipefish), 717 nucleotides long. NCBI's taxonomy places the organism in Eukaryota, Metazoa, Chordata, Actinopteri, Syngnathiformes, Syngnathidae. The record is from RefSeq and is a predicted model, not a curated record.
AUGCACAACUUCCAGCCGGCCGUGACUUGCACCGAGGAGCCGGCGUGCGCCUCGCUGUGCUCUGGUCCAUCCAGCCCGCACGGGUCGUUCCACUCGGACUCGGGCAGCGGGGGCGACACCGGUGGCGGAACUUCUGCCCCUCCGACUGCCGGACAGAGGGUGAGGAGGCCGCUCAACGCCUUCAUCAUUUGGACCAAAGAGGAACGCAGGCGGCUGGCUCUGCUCAACCCCAACCUGGUUAACACCGACCUCAGCAAGAUACUCGGCAAAACCUGGAAAUCCAUGUCCUUAUCGGCAAAGCGUCCAUACAUGCAGGAGGCGGAGCGUCUUCGCAUCCAGCACACCAUCGACUACCCCGGCUACAAGUACCGCCCGCGCCGCCGAAAGCAGCUGAAAAAGAACCCCAAAAUGGCCGCCGCGGACCCUCCGAGCACCUCCAGCCCGGCUUACGACCUCACCUACCUCCUCCAGAACCAGCAGGACCAAUUCUGCAACCCUUUCUACACAGUUCCGGCUUACCUAACAGCGGAACCUUGCCCCUGUUUCGAGGCUUGUCCUCACGAGAAUCGUACCGAGUCCAAGUUCUUCAGCGGACCGCCCCUAGAGUUCUACCUAGAACGAGUCCAGCUAGACACGCUCUACGAUCUGGACCGCAGCGAGUUCGAACAGUACCUGGGCCCGGAUGCUAACCGCAGGGAAGAACGCUUGCUAUCUUGA